Molecule: messenger RNA, 1770 nt
Organism: Ilex paraguariensis (yerba mate)
Lineage: Eukaryota; Viridiplantae; Streptophyta; Magnoliopsida; Aquifoliales; Aquifoliaceae
Source: the annotation of a GenBank genome assembly
AUGGCAAAAUCAGAGGAGGUAGAGGCUUUUGGAUGGGCAGCUAGAGACCCUUCUGGUGUUCUCUCUCCCUUCAAGUUUUCAAGAAGGGCUACUGGUAAUCAAGAUGUGAGGUUGAAAGUAUUGUAUUGUGGGAUUUGUCACUUUGACCUUGAGAUGAACAAAAACGAAUGGAGCAUUACAGUGUAUCCAAAUAUCCCAGGGCAUGAGAUUGUGGGUAUAGUAACAGAAGUGGGUGCCAAGGUACAAAAAUUCAAAGUUGGAGACAAAGUGGGUGUUGGAGCCUUGAUUGGAUCAUGUCGGAAAUGUGAGAAUUGCAUUAACAAUCUCGAAAAUUAUUGNAACAAAGUGGGUGUUGGAGCAUUGGUUGGAUCAUGUCGGAAAUGUGAGAAUUGCAUUAACAAUCUCGAAAAUUAUUGCUCUGCACACCAACCCACAGACAGUCCUCCACCACCCUACAAAGAUGGAAUCACCAACUAUGGGGGCUACUCUGACCACAUGGUCGUUGAUGAACACUUUGUGCUUCGUUGGCCCGAAAACUUGCCUCUUGAUUCUGGUGCUCCCCUUCUAGGUGCUGGAAUAAUAACUUACAGCCCUUUGAGAUAUUUUAAACUCGACAAGCCAGGUAUGCAUGUUGGGGUGGUAGGUCUCGGAGGGAUUGGUCAUCUAGCUGUGAAAAUUGCAAAGGCUUUUGGGGUUAAAGUCACAGUGAUUAGUACAUCCCCAAAAAAAAAGGAUGGAGCUAUUAAAUAUCUUGGUGCUGACUCGUUUUUGGUCAGUAACGACUCAGAUCAAAUGCAGGCAGCAGCGGAGACAAUGGAUGGUAUCAUUGAUACUAGCUCUGCAGUUCAUCCUCUUUUACCGUUGAUUAAUCUAUUGAAACCCCAUGGAAAGCUUGUUAUAGUCGGUGGAACAGAAGAGCCUCUACGUCUACCAGUGUGUCCACUGAUUAUUGGUCGGAAGGUAGUGGCUGGGAGUGCCAUUGGUGGGAUAAAAGAGACCCAAGAAAUGCUUGAUUUUGCAGCAAAACACAACAUCACAACCGAUGUGGAGGUUAUUUCUAUGGACUACGUGAACACUGCAAUGGAGCGUCUCCAGAAAGGCGAUGUCCGCUACCGAUUUUGUGAUUUCUGUCAGGAGGAUGGCCUCAAUAAGACCAUUAAAGCCAAGCCAGAUUGCAGAUCUGGAAGCAACAACACUGAGCUACCAGAAGCUCGUGUAAAUGCCAGAGUGAACCCAGAUGGGACAAAGGAGCUUAGCUUUAAUGGCCCACAUGGAAGCCAUUCAAGAGAUAAGGGGAAAACAGGGCAGGCACAGGUUCAAACAGAGGAAGUGGCGAUUGGUGAAAUUCCUUCUGUCGACACAUCGAAAUCUAGUGGUGAAACUUUAAAAAAGCCAAUAGAUGUUGUGGGGUUGCCAAAAGACAAGCAAUAUCCGACAAAGCCUCAACCUUACCUGCUGGAUGCUCAGCAAAAACAACCCGCGCCUAGAGCAUCUUGGAGCCAGGUCCUUAAAGAAGGACGGGCAGCUAACCACUCAGCCAAUCAGAAAGAAUGCCAAACCCUGGCUAGGAAUGAUGUGGAGGAGCAAGCUGCAGUACUUCUUCUGAGCACAGACCAACCUGUCUUGUGCUUAGACAAGGGCAAAGCAGUGGCAGCUGUAGUGCUAGAUACUGAAAUAGUGGAGACUAAUAAAAAGAGAGUUGCAGACAACCAUGUGGUGUCUGGUAACGAGAUUGAAGGGUAUCCUCAGGUUGAUUCUCAAGUCACAUAA